AUGGGGAUGUUUAAGACUGCAGCUUAUAAAGCGAGCCGUCGGACGAUCGACGCGAUCAACGACCGACGUCGGACGCUCGAUGCGGUCCACGCCAGCCCGUCGAACCUCGGAAGAGGAGACGUAUACGUGCCCAGCGCCGGCCACGGCAUGUCGAACGAGGAGGAGCCCGCGGCGGCGGGCGUGUUCGACGGCCUUGACGACAUCGCGUGCGAGCGCGACGUCGCGGAGAUAAACGCGCGCGGGGGCGACGCGUCGACGCGCGCGAUGGACGAGGACGACGAUCUCGAACUCGAGCGGGCGCGCCUUCGCGUUUCCCGCGCGGACGAGCCCUCCCCGUCGAGACUCCUCGCGGGCGACGCCGCGGACGUCGUCAUGACAGACGAGGAGAUGGAGGAAGAGGAGGAGGAAGAAGAAGAAGAGGAGGAGGACGCGGGCUCGCGCUCCAGGAAGGACGACCCCCGCAGCCCCUCGCGAAUGGAACGCCGCGCGCGCGGGUCCUCGGACGAUUCGAGCCCGACCGCUCGCGCGUCCGACGACGCCGCGCGCGCGUCCACGUCGCGAGACGAAGAGGACGACGGGGACACGGACGCGCUCGCCUCGGACGAUGCGCUCGCCUCGGACGGCGAGACGAACCCGCUCCCGCGCGCGGAGGGCGGGUUCGCGACGGGCGAGGGCGAGGACCCCAUGGGGGGCGCGCCGUGGUGGUUGCGUGUGGAUCUUCCCGCGCACGUCGAAGCCGUGCUCCCGGUGAAGACGAAGGGGCUCGGCGAGCGCGUCGACGACGACGACGACGACGAGGUCGUGGAUCGCGUGAUCGACGAGCUGCUGCCCGAGAUCGGUGAAAAGAGGACGUACCUUGGGGUUGCCGCAAGUGGACGUAGUUGGUGUGCGUGGGUGUAUCACGCUGGUACUACUUGGAACUUCGGCAGCUACGUCGAUCGGUUCGACGCCGCGCGCGCCCGCGACAAGGGUGUGAUUAAGCUGAAGGGAUGGGACGCGGACAACCUCAACUUCCCCGUGACUGACUACCGCGGAGACGAUGAGUUCUAUAAAGUGGCCGCGCAGAACGCCGCGCGCGCGAAGAGUGCUACGGCGCCGCCCGCUGUCGCCGAGAGUGUUCGCGCAGUCAAAGUUCGCAAGGUCGGGGUGAAGUAUACCGGGGUUUCCUUGAAUAACGGAGGUAAAUGGAUGGCGCAGGUCUGGCACGCUAGCACUACCUGGCACUUCGGCACCUACGUCGAUCAGCUCGACGCCGCGCGCGAGCGCGACAAGGGUGUGAUUAAGCUGAAGGGAUGGGACGCGGACAACCUCCACUUCCCCGUGACCGACUACCGCGGAGACGAGGAGUUUUGUCGAAUGGUAUCAUCUAUGACGGACGAAGAAUACAGAGAUGCCGCGCAGGACGCCGCGCGCGCGAAGAGUGCCACGGCGCCGUCCUCUGUCGGCCAGCGCCUCGACGACGACGAGGUCGUGGAUCGCGUGAUCGACGAGCUGCUGUUCGAUAUCGAUAACGAAACGUAUGUUGGGAUUCGUUCGAAUGCAAUUGGACAUAGAUGGAUUGCGCAGGUGUAUCGCGUUGGUAUUACCUGGACCUUUGGCGGGUACGACGAUGCGGUCGACGCCGCGCGCGCCCGCGACAAGGGUAUGAUUAAGCUGAAGGGAUGGGACGCGGACAACCUCAACUUCCCCCUGGCCGCGCAGAACGCCGCGCGCGCGAGGAACGGUACGGUCCGGCGUUCCUUCAAAGUUGGUGCCCGUGGCCAACUCCCUCCCGCCUCGCCUCGCGAGAGCUCGCAAAUUGGUGUUCUUAAGUCGAGGUCGUCGCACAAACGCAAACUUGUCGCCGAGAGUGUAAAAGUGGCCGCGCGAGACGCCGAGAGAGUUCGCGAAGUCAAAGUUCGCAAGGUCGGGGAGAAGUAUGCCGGGGUUUCCUUGAAUAAAUUGAAUAAAGAAGAUAAAUGGAUAGCGCAGGUCUGGCACGCUAGCACUUCCUGGUACUUCGGCAGCUACGUCGAUCAGCUCGACGCCGCGCGCGCCCGCGACAAGGGUAUGAUUAAGCUGAAGGGAUGGGACGCGGACAAACUCAACUUCCCCGCGGCCGACUAUCGCGGAGACAAGGAGUUUUGUCGCAUGGUUUCGACCAUGACGGACGAAGAAUACAGAGAUGCCGUGCGGGACGCCGCGAGGACGUUCGUCCAACCAGUCGUUUACGCGCCGCCGCGUCCGAAAGAAACCAAAACCGAGAAGCUCGCGAAGAACGACCCGUGGGUCGGCGAGCGCGUCAGGAAGUGGUUCCCGAAGCAGAAAGCGUACUACGAGGGCGUCAUCGCGAAGGCGCAUUACAUCGACGGCGAGGUGUACUACUUCAUCGAGUACGACGACGGCGACGAGGAGGACCUUUCGAAGGACGACUUGCGCGCCGGACAGAUGCUCAAAAAGUGGAAAAGUAAAUGCGUCGGCGGCGAGGGCCCCGUGGUGAAGAAGCGCUACGGCGAGCUCGUCGCCGUGAAGCUCCAGAGGCGCGAGGAAAAGCCGAAGCAGCAGCGACGCGUGUACGUCGAGCAGCGGCCGCUGCCGCCGCCGCCGACGAAAGAGGCGGUCGCGAAGCUGCUCGCGGACGUGCGUGCGGCGGCGGAUGACGAGGCGAACAACCCGACGCGCGGCGCCGACGCGCUCGCGGCGAGACGCGAGCGCGAGCGCGCGCUCGCGAACCCGGUCGGCGGCGUCGUCCUGGGCCGCCCGCAGCCGCCGCCGGCGGAGGACGCGGGGGAGAUUCGCGUGUUAUCGCAUGUCCUCUCGCCCGCGGUCGCGAAGGAGUUUAAACGCGUGCACUUCAUGUGGAAACACCGCCACGGCCUCCUCGACGCCGCCGGCAGCGGGAAGAUGGACCUGUUCAAAGCCAUCGCGGCGACCGUGCGCGAGACGCGCGUCGUCGCGAACAACUCGUUCGCGGACAACAGCAACGAAGUCAUUCGAAGGUUCGACGCGUCCGCGGCGCUCGCCGAGGCGUUCGCGCGGCAGCUCGUCGCGGCGACGACGCUGACGAUGACCGACGCCGCCGCCGCCGCGAUCGACCUCCCGGAGACGCUCGACUACUGCGACGGCGUCGAGGCGUUCACGAUCGGCGACGACGAUCCGAGGGUCAUCCUGCGAGGCGAGCUCGGCGCGAGGGCGACGCGGAGAAUCCCGGCCGGGACGCUGCUCGGCCCGCACGCGGCGUACGCGUGCGCGCGCGUGGAGUACCACUCGCGAAAAUUCUGCGUCCCCGUGCACGGCGCGCGACGCGCGCUGGACCCGUCCGUACGAUACACGACGCCGCUGCACGCGGAGCUGGACCACGACGCGUUCGCCGCGGACUUCUUGUCCGUCGCGGGGACGGAGCUCGAGGAGUCGCUGGGCGGGAUCAUCGCGGACGCGUACGGGUACGGAAACUUGGCCUCGGCGGUGAACGACCCCGCGAUCGAUCCGUUCGACGUCGAGGGCACGAACGACGAGCUGAGGGUCGACACCGGGGUCGUGAACGUGCACCUCGUGGAGAUUUUAGUGCACAACUUCCCGUUCAUGUUUCACGUCGCCGUGAACGAGAUCAAGGAGGGCGAGGAGCUGUUGACGGAGCAAGGGCAGUACUUUUGGGAGAUGAUUCGGUCCGGGAGGCGAAGGAUCGCGGCGGUGUCCGGCGGCAGGAUGGGCGCGUUAUCGUGAUCGCGAUUCGUUAGGGAGGUGGUUUACUUCCUCUUUUGGGGUAUUAAUAGCUGUUUUUAGGUUUUUAGGCGCGCGAGGGGGCGACCAGCCGGUCGACCCGCUCGCGCGACGUUUUUC
This is a messenger RNA of Micromonas pusilla CCMP1545, 3819 nucleotides long. RefSeq lists its product as uncharacterized. The transcript is spliced from 3 exons. Gene Ontology annotation, molecular function: DNA binding; DNA-binding transcription factor activity. The coding region runs from base 1 to 3702 and encodes 1233 amino acids. The record is from RefSeq and is a predicted model, not a curated record. Gene Ontology annotation, biological process: regulation of DNA-templated transcription. Lineage: Eukaryota; Viridiplantae; Chlorophyta; Mamiellophyceae; Mamiellales; Mamiellaceae.